AUGACUGCCCGCGGAGAAGAUGCAGCUCGAAGAAUAACGGCGCAGCCUAAAGACGCAAAGCGACUGCGGUCUCUCUUCGAGAUGCAUAAGGUUUUGGUGCCCAGACUCUCCGGAAUUCAUAGGUUCGCUUGUUUGGCCCUCUAUCGAGCUCUCCUUCGACGAUGCGCGAAGCUACCGACCACAGCACUUGACGCCGACGUUAAAGCCCUUGUACAACAAAAGUUUCAUAGAUAUAGGAACUUGCAAAGUCCUUCACAGACAUCCAAUGCCUUAAAGGCUGGAUAUGAGGCCCUAGAUUUGCUACACUCUGCCUCUCAAGGACACCGGAAUGAUGUUGAACGUAUAACAACCCUUAUUUCGCAAAGUCGGUCUAUGAAGCAAGAGAAUGCUUCAAUGCAAAGGGCUUUGACGGCAGCGAGACCUCCGAAACCGUUGUCUCCGAAGCAGCGGAAGAAAGAAGAAGCAAAGCGUUUCCAAGCGUCGACCGCUAGACGGCAUCCCGAUGCCACUCCAAUUCUCUGUCGUCCUCGGCCUGUGGUGCGUGGAGGACGCCGGGUACCGGUUCUGGUCAGCGCCCGUGGAAUUCCUUUCCUUCGCAUCAAGAAACCCCAGCCGAUGGUUCUCAGCGGUGUGAUAAGGAGCAAGCUUGAGACGCGCUGGAGGCGUGUUGAGCACCGGGAAAUGCUGAAUACAGAACUUUUGUUUGCCAGAGACGAAGACAUGUGGGAUAGACUAACGACUGGCGGGGAACCAGCAACCUGGAUUGAAGCAGUCGAGAGCUCAUUAAAAGAGGUCUCGAGGCUGAUAAAAGUGACUGAUUACAAGAAUAAGCAGCUCGCAGAGGCCAUGUGGAAAGUCGUCCUAGCUGAACGUAAAUUGGCGGCCGAAGAAGAGAGCAGAGAUCGCCUGGCAGAAAAAAAGAGUUGAUUAACUCCUUUUCCUUGAAAUAUUGGCCAUCAGUGACCGGGAUGAUUUUUAGCGCAUCGUUGACUCGUACCACACUCGUCAUGGCUUUACAUUCGUUCUGGUAGCCCAAGGCGCUCGAGGCUGUCUCACCAUCCAUCCCUUAUCAUUCUCAGGGGACUGUCGUAAUGAACCUGGACGCUGCUGCGCCACCAGAAAUCAUGGGAAGGUCGUAUUCCACAACGUCCGGUCCGAGAGAUUGGAAGUGCUUCACUUCAUCGUCUUCAAGCUAGGGCGUUUCCGAAGAAGAACAGAUAUUUUCGCCGGGCCCGUGAUGAUGUCGAGUAGCGUGAGCAGUGUUAGCCUUUCUGGAAGGAAAAGGGACUGGUCUUGCUUGUUCACCUUCGUUCCUCUUGCAGGCUCACGCUUUGAUUCAACCUCCAAGUCGAGGGCAUCUCCGAACCUCUCGAUAUGCAUCGGCCGGAGGCGAAGAUUAUGGCAGAUGAACUUAUUCUCCGUCCUCAGCAAAGAGAUAUGAUUUUUUUAACCUACAGUAAUGACUACUCUGUGUUUUUACUUCUCAACUAUGAUUGACCAUGAUCAACCAGCUGUAGCAA
Messenger RNA from Monascus purpureus, 1520 nucleotides. The record is from the annotation of a GenBank genome assembly. NCBI's taxonomy places the organism in Eukaryota, Fungi, Ascomycota, Eurotiomycetes, Eurotiales, Aspergillaceae.